Messenger RNA from Vitrella brassicaformis, 2892 nucleotides. NCBI's taxonomy places the organism in Eukaryota, Vitrellaceae. The record is from the annotation of a GenBank genome assembly.
GUCGUGUUGAUCAUGCGCCGAGGCCACCCAUCGAUGGCGGCAGGAGGAGGCAGCCGUCUGUCGGGAUGUCGGCCGUCAUGGAACCGGACACGCAGAGGCACGUCCGCGAGCGGAGGAGAGAGCGGGAGCUGAGUGCCCUUCCGGACCUGGUCAAGCCGGGCUGGUUUCCCACACGAGCCCAGGAGGUGGUGGACACACGGACGGUGCAGGCAGUCCGGGUCUCACACAUCCUUCUUGAGGUCAGCCACGCACUGUGCACCCACACACACGCCCACGCCACCGUGUGUUGUGUUGUGUUGUGUGUAGACGGAGUCAUUGGCAGAGCUGGCGCUCGAGCGGCUACGCCAGGGCGAUGUCGACUUUGCCGAUCUUGCAGAAGUGGCCAGCAUCUGCCAGGCGACCAAGCAAGACAAGGGCCAGGUCGGCUGGGUCUCCCUGAAGGACGACUUCCUCGACCCCAUCAUGCCGCUCGAGGUCCGGGAGGCCGCCAUGGCCCUCAAGCCGGGCGACAUGACAACCGUCCGCUCCGGCAGGGGCGUGCACAUCGUCAAGGUGGAGGACGUCAUGGCACUCCUGACGCCGACGGCCUCGCAGCCGAGGUCCAAGAUGCCGGGAAGCGGGCAGUUGCUUGCGGCGUCGGGGCUGUCCCGCCUGUUUAAGAAGACUGUUGGGGCGGCUGAUGGGCUGGAAGGGGAGAGAGAGAGGGAGAGCGAGUGGCGGUACUUUGUGGACACGAUGGGGUGUCAGAUGAACAAGGCCGACUCGGAGAGGAUGGCAGGGCAGCUGGAAUCCCUUGGCGCACGGGUAAGUAUGUCGUUAACUGCAUUGAUUGAUUGCGUGUGGGUGCGUGGGGCGGGGUGGGUCAUUGUCUGUCUCCCAGGUGACUGACGAUGCAAAGGGGGCCGACAUCGUUGUGCUCAACACCUGCUCUAUACGCGACAAGGCCGAGCAGAAGGUACGUACGUCAGUGCUUGUGUUGUGUCAGUCGACUAAGUGUGUUCAUGUGUGGGUGGGUGUGUGCGUGUCAGGUUUACUCAGCCCUCGGCCCCUUCGCCGCGCGGAAGCGAUCCGGCAAAGACGUGACACUUGUGGUGGCUGGCUGUGUGGCACAGCAGGAAGGAGAGAGGCUACUCAGGAGGUCGGCAAGGCAACGCUAGGCUGCCACCAGCCACCAACACACAACACGACACUCCACACACUCACACGCGCCGUGUUGGGGUUCGUCAGAGUCCCUGAGCUGGAUCUUGUGAUGGGGCCGCAAUACGGUGAGUCGUCACCUACGAGCACACACACACACACACACACACGCACGCGGCCUUGAUUCGUUUGUCCACACUCGUGUGUGUGUGUGUGUGUGUGUGCGUCUGUUUCUCCUCACUCAGCGAAUCGUCUGGGCGAUCUGCUCGAGGACGUGGCCAACGGCAACCAGGUGGUGGCCACCGAGCCCACCUUCAUCAUGGAGGACUCCACCAAGCCGAGGAGAGAGAGGUGAGUGAGACCCCCACGCCCACACACACUGUCUGUCUGACUGACUGACUGACUGUCUGUCGUCAGCUCGGUGGCCGCCUGGGUCAAUGUCAUCUACGGCUGCAACGAACACUGCACCUACUGCGUCGUCCCCAACACACGAGGGGUCGAACAAUCGAGGCCGAUGGAGUCGGUCCGCCGCGAGAUGGAGGAGCUCGGCGCCCUUGGCUUCAAAGAGGUCACCCUCCUCGGGCAAAACAUCGACAGCUGGGGGAGGGACAUGCAUCCGAAGCGAAAGUUUUCCGACCUCCUGCACCAUGUCGCCGACACUCCAGGCGUCGAGCGGAUCCGAUUCGUGACCUCUCACCCUCGCUACAUCAGCGAGAGGGUGGUGGAUGCGGUGGCGGAGCACCCCUCCUUGAUGGAGUACUUCCACAUACCUUUCCAGGCGGGGGACAAUGAGGUGCUGCGGAACAUGAGAAGGGGGUACACGAGGGAGAGGUACCUGCAUGUGAUUGACCGGAUACGGAGAAGGAUCCCCGGUGAGCUGAGCUGAGCUGUGGGUCCUUGGGAGUGUUCGUCGGCUUGUGUAUGGGAUUUGCGCUCUCUCUCUCUCUCUGUGUGUGUGCGCGCGCGCGCGUGUGUGUGUGUGUGUGUGCAGAGGUGGCCAUCAGUGCCGAUGUGAUUGUGGGCUUCCCGGGGGAGACCGAAGAGCAGUUUGAACAAACCCUUGACCUCAUGAGACAGGUAGUACCUGACCACCCCCACACGUGUGUCUUGUUCUCUGGUACAUCCAUCCAUCCAUCAGGUCAAGUUCGACUGCCUCAUCACGGCCGCCUAUUCCCCCCGCCCCCACACGCCUGCAGCCACCUGGCCAAACCAGCUGCCCGACGACGUCAAAGAAGACAGGCUCCGGCGCAUCAACGAGCUCGCCGCACAACACGCCUACGAGCGAAACCUGAGGUACCUCGGUCGCGUCGAGGAGGUGCUAGUGGAGGAGCGGAAUGUCAAGAACCCCACACAGGUCAUGGGCCGGACGAGAGGCAAUCGGCUGGUCUUCUUUGACGGUGAUAUUGCCGAGCUGAGGGGGAGGAUGGUGCCGGUGCGGGUGACCGAGGUGCGGCCUUACAGCCUGACUGGGAGGAUUGAACGGGGCGAGGAGCCUUUCCAUUAUUGCGAGAGCGGGCUGAGGAGGCCGUCUGAGUCCAGGAGGGGGAGGGAAAGGGGGCGGGGUGGGUCGUCGUCACGAUCAUCGAGACUUGACGAGGUGCUCGCAGAGCUGACAUCGGCUUAAGAAGCGGUGUGAUGUGAUAUGUGUGUGAGAAUGGUGUCUGUCUAUGGUUUUUCUGUGUGUACGGUGCGGUGGUCUGUGAAUGGAGCGGAGACAAGAAAGACGUUGACAUUAGACUGAUUGAUGAAACAGUA